Messenger RNA from Pomacea canaliculata, 1353 nucleotides. Its product is annotated as ribonuclease P protein subunit p25-like protein. The record is from RefSeq and is a predicted model, not a curated record. The coding region runs from base 153 to 878 and encodes 241 amino acids. NCBI's taxonomy places the organism in Eukaryota, Metazoa, Mollusca, Gastropoda, Architaenioglossa, Ampullariidae. The transcript has 6 exons. Gene Ontology annotation, cellular component: ribonuclease MRP complex. Gene Ontology annotation, molecular function: RNA binding. Gene Ontology annotation, biological process: tRNA 5'-leader removal.
UUUUUUCUGCUGGCAAUGUCGAAAGUAGAACUCUCUGGUCAUCGAGGCGACUCUCCGGUGUGUGAAGGUAGCUUAAGCCACGCAGAGUGAAACAUCGUCUGUGGAGAAAUAGUGUUUAUUUACCCGCAAAAUUUAAAUUAAGCGAACACAAGAUGGAGAAUUACACAAAAGGAGAGGUGAAAGAGGUAGAGGAUCCAUUUCCUUUUCGUGUGGAAGAUUCUCUCCAGAUGCGGGUAACAGCUGGAAGUAAAAUCAGAAACCUGAUGGGUUUUGGACUGAAAAAUAUGACAGAGAAAAAUACUCGACAGAUCACAUGGAAUGGCUCAGGAGCUGCUGUUUCAAAGACUAUUUCUUGUGCAGAGAUCAUGAAAAGGAAAAUAAAGGGCCUACAUCAGAUUACAAAAAUCCGUUACAGAAGAGUUGAGGAAUACUGGACACCAAAGGUCAAGGGACUUGAAGUCCUUAAAGUAAACCGUGACAUACCAGCAAUCUCCAUCCUUCUUUCAAAAGACCCAUUGGACUCCAGUGAACCAGGUUAUCAGCCUCCAGGGAACUUUGAGACAUUCUGGCAGGAAAAGAGAGGUGGUGAGAAAGCACAUUCAGGAGAGCACCACAGACCUCAGCAGAAAUCUACAGCAAGCCAUGAAAUGCAAGCCUCUAAAAGGAAACGUAGAAAACCAUAUAAAGACAAUUCGUCGGCUGCAGUUCAAGCUAGUACUACAAAGAGUCAGACCACAAAGCAAAAUACAAACAUCACCAAGGAGACCGACCAUUCUGAAAAAGAUGCUGAAUCAUUAGCUAAUAGACAAAGUGAAAGAGAUUAUGACACUGAGACAAAGGAGAGCAUGGACAUUUCUGAAGACGCUCAAGCAAGAUGAAACCAAUAUGAUUGAUUAAAAUGCUGUGCAUAUUGGUAAAAGAAAAAUUCUGGUGUUUAUGCCAGGACUUGUGUGUGUGUGUGUGUGCAUGAGUGUGCGCAUGUAUGCAUGUUACAGCAGAGAAAUUUGUCCAAAACUAUUAUUUCAGUUGGAUAGUGUUUUCUCCACUUUUGAUACCUGCUAGUAAUGACUGUGAUAUACUUUUUAUCUAUUCACUUUCCGAAAACGGUAUUAAUGACAAACUAUUUGGAAAAAUUCCUUUGAUGAGUUGCUUCCCUUCGAUUGUCAUAAAAUCUGGAACUUUACGCUUUCACCAAAAAUACUUGUUUCAGGUGAAAUAAUUGAAGCACAUAGGCAAAAGGAAUAUUUUUUCUUAUGACAGCAUUAAAUAGUAAAAAUAAUAGCAGUUUGUAAAUGUUUUUAUCUACUUUAUUAAGCCAAAAGAAAGUGCACGUGAAUAAAUGUCCUUGUAACA